UGGCUCCUUAUCACCUCGAUAAAAGCAGCGUGUGUUUGUGCAGAGCUCUGGCUGCUCCAGAGCUCACGGCUGCCUCUUCUCCCCCUCUGCUGGUGCCUCACCUCAGGACAGGGAAAGGCAGCGACACAAACUGGCCCCAGGGAAGAGGGGGAAUAUCCCUGGAACAAGAAGUCCCCGGGAUAAAUGGGCCUCCAGAAUGCCAAGCCCUCAACGAAGGGGGCCAACAUCGUGAUGCUGGGGCUGGACUCCGCGGGGAAAUCCACGCUGCUCUACAAGUUCAGGUAUAAAGAUGCUUUUAUAACAAUGCCAACGAUUGGCUUCAAUGUGGAUAUGAUUGAAGCAGGGAAAGAUUUCACGCUGACGUUUUGGGAUGUUGGAGGACAGAAGAAAAUGAGAGAGGUCUGGAGCAAUUUCCUGGAAGACGCCGGCGGGCUGCUGUACGUGGUGGACAGCUCUGACAAGCGGCGGCUGGAGGAGUCCAGGAGGGAAUUUGAGCUCAUUUUAAAGAAUGAAUCCAUAAAAAACAUCCCUGUGGUCGUGCUGGCGAACAAGCAGGACUUGCCUGGAGCUCUGAACGCCGAGGAGAUCACCAGGAAGCUGAAGAUGAAGAAGUACUGCAGUGACAGGAACUGGUACGUGCAGCCCUGCUGUGCCAUCACGGGAGAGGGGCUGGCAGAAGCUCUCCAGAGGGUGGCCACAUUUGCCAGGCAGUACAAGAAGUCAAAGGAGACUUUCAUCGCCCUGAAGGAACUCAACUCCUUUUAAGGAUUUCUAUCAUCCACUUCUGGUGACUCUUAACAUACUUUGUUGGACAGAUUAAAUCUGGAAAUACUGGAUUCUGAAGAACUUUUAUACAUAAAUAUUUAUAAAGGACUUUGACAAUAUUAAAUUCUACAGUUAUACCUGAUAUACUUGAUGGGAUAUCUCAUACCUGAGAUAGGACUCUGUAGCAUUUUAUUAUUAUUUUUUUAUUUACUUGGGGUUAUUCAAGUUGAAUGAUGACAAAGGGGCAGUCACGCACAUGGAAACAAAAUAGGUGAGCAGUGUUUAAGUGGCUUAAAUCAAAUGAAGAUUCAAAUCAAUUUUUUUCAAGAUGUAAACCAGCCAAGCCAUUUGGUCAGCAGUGAUCAAAUGCUGUUUUGUAAUAAAUGGAAUAGAUGUGUUUCUUAUUUGAAAAUAGAGUGGGGUGAGAGCUACAGCUCCAGUUAUGUAGAAGAGAAUUUGGCUGUUUCUGCAUUCCAGAAACAGUUCCUGCAGGGAGGUGGUGAUGAGCAGGACGAGCUCCUCACCCAGCCCCGGGCAGAGCCUGGCUCCAGUGCUGUCCCCAAGGAGCAGCUGUGGCCUCCCAUUGUCCCAGAGAUGCACGUGCUCCCCUUGUCCCUGCACUGCUGCAUGCCCUCCUCGCAGGAGAUCAGCCAGGGAAGAGCUGCAUCCCCUUGGUUUUGUGGUGACUUCCCAGUCCUGGCCUCUGGAAAAGUCGCAGCAGGGGUCCUCUUGUGCUCCCGUUUUUUUGUUUCAGGAUUACACCAAGGAAGUAGGUGGGAAGUAGGAAGUUUACAUUUCAUUCUUAGUAAUAAACAGACAGGAAUGUCAAGUUAUAAAAGGGUGAAGCAGCAAUAAAAUCACCCAGACAUACCUUGUUGUCUCAUGCACAGGUUAUUCAAAGUCAAAAAACAUCAGGUGGGUUUGCUGAAACAGUAAACAAAAGGAAGUUUCGCAAUAGUAGCUGUUAUUAAUACUGAGACUAAUUAAUUACCAGGAGCUAAAUCCUGAGUCAUGCUGAGAUUCUUGCUAAAAAAAUGAGCAAAUGUCUGGAUUUCUCAUUGCCCGCUCUGGUGAUUUGGGCUCAAUAGAAAAUAUCAUCUUCUGUCCCUAAAAAUAUCUUUAAAAGUCAUUCAUGUUGGUUUUCCAAGCCAAACAAUUCAAUGUUUAAAAAGUGAUAUUUCAUAUUGAUACAUUUAUAAAUGUUUGCAUGUGUAUAAGGUGAAUUCUCUUAUUCUAAUCAUGUGUCUGUUAUAAAGCAGAAUGUACUUCUGUGGGCUCAGGACUUCCUCAGGGAGAAACACUCCUGGGAGAUUUAAUGAGGGUGCACCAAGGUCUCAAAUUAGCCAAGAAGCAAGUUCUGAAGGGAGAAAUAAAGUCGUAAAAUAGACCAGCUCAUACAGCUAAAAAUGAGAAUAAGGUCUCAGGCACACAGGCCCUUCUGCAGGUUAUCAAAUUACGUUAAAUGACACUCACAUCAACUUGAAAAAAUGUUCUACAUUAUGCGUCAAAGGAAAGGAAGAAACUCAAUUCCAUUCACUUCACAGAAUAUCAAGCAUUUAAAAAUUGCAUUUUCCAAGAGCUUGGUUUCCCAGAGAAGUGAAGACAGGCCUAUUACAUCUGCCCAAGGAGACCCCAACCUUUUGGAAUCAUUUUAAAGCUUUAAAAGAAAUAUCAGUCAGGCUGGCUUGGAGGUGCAGGUGGAGGAAUUAGAUGCCUGAAAGUUUAAUUAAAAACCUCAGUGAGACAGGGAAAAGUGACCAGCCCUUAAAGGCAAGGCUGCUAAGGCACAAAAAGCUGAUCCCCACGGAGACAAACGUUCCACUGACAAGGGACAUCAAUCCAGAGCCAGGGCUUCUUGGGUUCCUCUGCUCCGGGAGCUGCCGGGGCUUUUCCAUCGUGCUUGGAUCAGCAGAGCACUCGGGGCUCCCUCAGGAUGGGACAGAGAUGGAGUGCACUGCUCCAAACCUGGAGCAAAAACCUUCCCGGCACUCAGCACUUCUUGGGAAUGUGUUGGGAAGGGGAACUGGGGCUCAGCUCUGAGCACAGGCUCACCCCAGCGCGCUGUGUGCUCCCAAGGGAAGCCCAGGAACUGUUGGAUAUCUGAUCCCAUCACGUGUUCCGUGGUGAAAUCAAUACCCAGGGACUUCCAAAGGUUCCAAAGUUUCCAGCUCCAUCCCUCUUGGGGAGUUUGAACUGCCUGGCUGAACACAAUGAGCAGAAUUGUCUUGGUGUUUCAGGAAUUCUGCCGGUGCUGAAAUCCAACCAGCAGCACCAGGAUAAUUUAUUCCUGCAUAAGUUUGGCUUAUUUUAUUAUUUAGAAUUUUUACAGAUCACUCACUACAAAAAUUUUAAGAUUUUUGAAGGGUUUGGGAUACUUUGAGCUGGUAAGAGAUCAGAAUCUGUAGAGCCGUGAGGGAGUGGAGCUGAAAGAUGGGAUGAAAGUCCUUGAAGAGUUGGGGUCAGAUGUUUAUUGGGGUCAGCUGUUUAUUUUGCUUCAAAUAUGGGAAUUUUUUCAUCCAUUCACCCUGCUGUUUUGUAUUUUUAAUUGCUGCCUUCUGGCAGUCUCAUGCAGGUGUUCUGUAACUGAGGGGCUCAAUUCCUUCAGCGUCUGCUCCCAUUCCUUGAAGAGUUUGCUGUCUCUGUUCCUUUGUGCUGACAGAAAAGUCAAUGUGACAAAAUGAGUGGGACACACAAAGAGAAGGAUCUGAACCCCAGGGCCUGCAGGACCCUGUGCCCUCAGGGAGAUGUGUUUGGAUGGCACCAUUUAAAGCUGACAGACCCAGAGGAUGUCAUUCCUUGAGAAGAUCCCUGUGGUUUGAAGUCACGCUGAGAUUUCUGAGUUUAGGAAUAACACAUGGAGCUCAUUGAGCAUGGGUCCAGUGGGGUGAAAUGGGGAUGAAAUGCCAUUUUAAGGGAAGGUCUGGAGGAGCAGAAUAAUUUGGAUAUCAGCACUCCCUCCUGCUUUGGCUGGGAGACAACAGUCCAAUAAUUUAGAACCCAGGAGAAGUGUGGUGUCUAAGGAAUGCAGGACAAGGCUUCUCCAGAUAACUGCUGUUACUCAAAAUGUCUCUGUGCCAUCUCAUUUCGGACAAUAACUGAACCAAAGCAAAGACAAACAAGUGUCAAACAAGUUCUGAGUGCUGCAAAGGAGACAGCACCACUUUGAAGUGCUGUGUGCACAUUAAACAGGUUUUUUCCCCAAGCCAUGCUGACUUCUGUGCUGCUCCAAUUAGGCUUCCUCCACGUUAAUUAGCUCAGGUAUCCUGUUUGGAUCCUGGACAUCCAUCUCCUCAGAUCCCACAGCCCGGAUUGGCCAGCUGGCUGUAAUUUGGGAUGUAAAUUCUGGAGGGUGGGGGCCCUCAGCACACCCCACACUGCAGGGACCAUUUGCACAUGGAAAUUCGUGGACAGUAACGAGCCCAGACACAUUCUGAAGGCAGGGGAUUUUAGCAAACUGAGCAUUCCUUGUGCUUCAGCUUCUCCAACAUUCCGUUCCACAGCUGUGCUCGGUGUUCCUGCUCAUCCCUGAUGUGUUUGUGGCACUUGGACUGACACAUGUCCCCUCAGCCCUGUCACCCUCCCUGUCUGUGCCCAGCAGAGCUUUCUCCCUGUCCUCGUCCUUCCCCAGGAGUCCCAAGGGCAGUGCAGCUCCCAUGGUCUCCUUAGCAGAUUUCCCCUGGGUUUUUGGGUUUGCUCUCAGCCACUCCUGGGCUUGGAGUGACCUACAGACAUUUACAGACAUUUAUAGACAUUUACAGACAUUUACAGACAUUUACAGCCCCAUUUCUUUGUUUUCUGCCAGGUCCUUCCUCAAAGCUCUCCUUUCCCACGAGGUAUGCAAACCUCCUGACAAUGCUUUAUGAGCCGUGGCUUUUGACGAAUAAUUUUUAUUAUUUCCUUGUUCUCCCCAUACUGAUUCAUCUGCCCCCUUUUAGUCUUACAGGGUGCUUUCAUUGGUGCAAAGAUCAUCUUUUUGUUCUGGGUUUUUACUUUUGUUUUAACCUUCUGUUGACUUGUUUUUACUUUGUUUUACCCUUUUUAUUUGCCUGGCCAAUUAGAAGUUUCUAGGCCUUGUAUUACCCUGAUUCUGGCAAAAUACCUGGAAAAAAAUAAGUAAUUUUGUGAAUUUAAUAACCCACCUGCCUCUGAAACCUGAGCCAUACAUAUUGUUUGUUUUCAGCAAUUAUAGCUGGGAACAGCAGCAAGGAUUUUAUCGAUCCAGACAAAGGCCAAUCUCCUCUGAAAUUCUGCUUGGCUGUUAAAGGGUAACUGUGCCUUAAUCAAUAGUUUUCAGUUACUUUAUCUAAAGUACACACGUUUAUCACUGAAGAAUGUGAGUCUCUCAGCCCUCCCUUAAGAACUCAGAGAAGUUUUAUUUCUUAUAGGGCCAUCCCAGACUGCUGUGAAAAUCUCUCGUGUCAUGUGGAUGCAGCACAAAACAUAAAGGCAUUCUGCAAACAGCUUCAUUAAUAGAUGAUAAAUUAAUGUCUGGCUCCUCAUGGGGUGGCUCAGGGCUGGAUGCCUUUCCCAGCACAAGGGAAUAAUUUUUGGAUUGGUUUGGAUUUUCCUUUGCUGACGAUUAACAAUAAAGGGAAUAAUUUUGGGUUGGAUUCACGUGGAUUUUCCUUUGUUGAGGAUUAAUAAUAAAGGUUUAAUUUACCUAAAAUGUCUAUAGGUGGUCACACAAUUCUUUUGUGCCCACUUGAAUUCUCUGGAAAGGUGAAAAACAGUAAGAAAGAAUUGCAGAAGGAGAAUUUAAGGAGUUAAUCU
This is a messenger RNA of Passer domesticus (house sparrow), 5535 nucleotides long. RefSeq names its product ADP ribosylation factor like GTPase 14 (gene ARL14). Gene Ontology annotation, biological process: vesicle-mediated transport; intracellular protein transport. NCBI's taxonomy places the organism in Eukaryota, Metazoa, Chordata, Aves, Passeriformes, Passeridae. Bases 184 to 765 code for a protein of 193 amino acids. The record is from RefSeq and is a predicted model, not a curated record. Gene Ontology annotation, molecular function: GTP binding; GTPase activity. Gene Ontology annotation, cellular component: cytoplasm; plasma membrane. The transcript has a single exon.